Rubroshorea leprosula is the source of this 686-nucleotide messenger RNA. The record is from the annotation of a GenBank genome assembly. Lineage: Eukaryota; Viridiplantae; Streptophyta; Magnoliopsida; Malvales; Dipterocarpaceae.
GCUUGAAUUGGCUUGGGUUUAUGUUAAUUGCUCUUGGUUCCUUCAAUUUUUGGGUAGCCCGUGAGCUUUCUUCUUCCAUGCCGCCGGCCUUCCCCCAAUCUGCAGCUCCGGUUUUAGCUGGAGAAUUAUGGAAGUGAAACCGAGGACAGAGAAACCACGGGAAGUGACGAGUUAGAAAGCUAGCCAUUUCGAGAUUGAUAUAGAUUUUAGAAAUAAAUCAUGAUCUUGUAAGCUAAAGUGUAUUUGGAGAUUUAUGAUAUCGGAGAAAUUUUAUAAUUUGAUCUUCAGAUUUUUAUGGUAUUAGUUUGUGAUAUGAUUAAGUUCCGAGCCUUGUGCACUUGUGGGACCCGUCUCACGAGUGCACGGCAUCUGCCACGUCUCCGGAUUUGGGUUCUGGGGCGUGACACCUUGUGAGAUUUUGUUUCUAAAUUUAAUUCUAACUUGACAAGAAAAUCUCUAUGAAUCCCUUGUUGGAUUUCGCCUUGAAUUUUAUAAAGAAUUAGAGUCCUUGUGAGAUUUGUUUUCUAAAUAUGGAUUUGCAUAGGUAUUAUUUUAGACACUCUAAAUUAAUUUCUAAAUAUGGAUUUGCAUAUAGUUAUUAUUUUAUGUAACUUUGAAUUGAAGUGGGAUUUGAAGUUAUCAAUAAUCAUUGAAUUGGUCUGAUCAAAUAAAAGAAAUUCUUUUAU